GCACACGACACCUACCCGUACUUGCCUCUCCGCAACUGCCACUAUGCGCCGUUCAUCCAGCAUCAGCAGCAUCAGCUCGUCCAGCUCCGAAUCCGAGGACACGAUGCAGAUCUUCGUCAAGACGGUAUCCGGCAGCAGCACAAUCCCCCUCACAAUCCCCUCAAACACAUCGAUAAGCACCCUGCGCUCUCUCCUCGCUCUCCGAACCAACCUCUCCACGCCCUCGGAUCUGCGCAUCGUCCACGCCGGCAAGCACCUUUCCUCAUCCGACACCACCUUGGCUGAUUACGCCAUCGGCCCCAACUCGACUCUCCACCUCGCACUCCCGCUCCGCGGCGGCAUGCCCCCAAAGAAGAUCCGUUGUUCCUUCAAGGACUGCAAGGACCGCGCACAACCCAUUGUCGGUGACUGCGGCUUCUGCCAGGGCAGGCACUGCAGCCGUCAUCGCAUGCUCGAGGAUCACAAGUGCGAGGGACUGGAGGACUGCAAGAAGGAGAGCCACGACCGGAAUGCGGACAAGCUGAACAGCGAGCGCACCGUUGCUAUCAAGGGUGUUUAGACGAGACAUGCGAUAUGCGAUAUGCAGACAUGAUAUCCCCUCGGGCGAUUUGGCCAUGGCCAUCUGCAGCUCUGCUUUCCACGCCCUGACGUAGUGGCGCUGGGAGCUUCUUUUUUUUGACUCUUCAGCUUCUGAUUUCGAACACGGGACAGUAAUCUUUCGUCCCUGGAGCAUGGCGUUAUGAGGCAAGCGUCUAGCGAACUUGUAUUUGUAGCUAGAGUAAUGACAGCCAUUCGUAUUCCAUGACGUGCUUUUGUCUGCUGUGGUGCAACACUGUGUCUCGUGUGACGUGUCAUCUAACCUGCUGUCUUCACACUCAAGCUCGUCGCAUUAUUGACUACACGAUGACAUUGCUCGAAAGCUGUCCCAUCACUCGAGUAGAGAGAAUAUACACCAUGAAAGCCG
Alternaria alternata is the source of this 964-nucleotide messenger RNA. Its product is annotated as AN1-type zinc finger protein. The transcript has 2 exons. Bases 44 to 559 code for a protein of 171 amino acids. Lineage: Eukaryota; Fungi; Ascomycota; Dothideomycetes; Pleosporales; Pleosporaceae. Gene Ontology annotation, cellular component: nucleus; cytoplasm. Gene Ontology annotation, molecular function: zinc ion binding; ubiquitin protein ligase binding; protein tag activity. The record is from RefSeq and is a predicted model, not a curated record. Gene Ontology annotation, biological process: modification-dependent protein catabolic process; protein ubiquitination.